CGUGCUCCUGUGAAACAUCCGGCCGGUCCCUAUCAAUCGAUCAGAGAGAGGAAGAUGGCGCUGGAUGGAGCAAGCGGAGCAGGAUCGAUCACCGAAAAGCUCGAUUGGGUUUGUUUUUCUUAACUGAGUCAAACACUGAAUAUCACCGCCGGACCCUGCAGACUGAGCCCGGAGUGAAGUAGCGACAACAAACAGACCCUGCGCCUCCCUGCCAGCCUAUUCCGCCGUCCUCAGGCCUUCAGGACGAUGGAGUUCCCAUGGCACAGUGGGAAGGUUCUGGAGCAGCUUAACCGCCAGCGAAAGCAAGGCCUGCUGUGUGACUGCACCUUCGUUGUGGAUGGGGUGGACUUCAAGGCCCACAAAGCCGUGCUGGCGGCCUGCAGUGUCUACUUCCGCACCCUCUUUCUGGACCAGAAAGAUGUAGUGCACCUUGACAUCAGCAACGCAGCAGGUUUGGGGCAGGUCCUGGAGUUUAUGUACACAGCUAAGCUGAGUUUAAGUCCACAGAAUGUAGAAGAUGUACUUGCCGUCGCUAACUUUCUGAGGAUGCAAGAGGUUGUGAAUGCUUGCUCUGCGUACCAGUCAAUGGCAAACCCAGCUCCGUCCCUCAUAUCACUGGAUUUUGCCGUUGCAGAAGAAAAACAAGGGGAAGAAGAACAGAAAGAGGAGCUGGAGAGCAAAAUGUCAGAAGUAGCAACUCAAGCAGAAGAAAGUCCAAGCACCCCCACAGAAGAGAAGGAGCCCACACAAAAUCUGGAAAAUUUAAAGGAAGACAUCUCCACUGAAACACAACAGGCUGUUUCUCGGCCCAACCCCGCCAGAACCCACUCAGGCCGAGGCCGACCGCCCAAAACCAGCUCCCUCUCUGCUCAGAAGAAGAUAUCUGUAAAGAGGGAGGAAGAGAGUGCUGCACAAGAUGCUCCUGGAUUUCAGGACGACCCCUCUGACGCCGACUACACGCCAAAAUCACAGUUGAAAUCCGCUGGCAGCUCCUCCUACAUGAGUUCUCGUGGGAGAAGAAUCAGAAAACCUCCUCGACGAAAUUUCCCACCUGACAAUGAGUCAGAGGAAGAGGGCAUGUCAAAGACCGAAAUUGAAAAAACAGUGGCAGAGCAGGCAGAAGUGGCUGAAGGAAAGGAGGACAACUGUGUGGAGAUUGGCGAUGGGGAAGCUGAUGAUGAAGACGACUCUGGAGAGGAAGAUGGGGAGGUCAGCGAGCAGGCGGAAGAAGUCGAAUCAGGCACCGAGAGAGAUGGAAGACAAACUCAGUCGACGUCUAUGAGCAGCCGAUCUGAAUCAAAGCCGUACAGCUCUGUCACGCAUGAAUGUGAGGACUGUGGGAAGAAAUUCACCCACACGGGAAAUUUCAAGAGACACAUGCGCAUUCACACAGGAGAGAAGCCGUUCAGCUGUCGGGAUUGCAACAAGGCUUUCUCUGACCCUGCAGCCUGUAAAGCCCAUGAGAAAACACACAGCCCUCUGAAGCCGUACUGCUGCUCGACUUGUGGAAAGAGCUACCGCCAGAUCAGCCUGCUCAACCUGCACCGCAAACGGCACACGGGCGAAGCGCGGUACAGCUGCGAAGUGUGCGGCAAGCUCUUCACCACAUCUGGCAACCUGAAGCGCCACCAGCUGGUGCACAGCGGAGAGAAGCCGUACCACUGCGACUUCUGUGAAAAGGCCUUCUCUGACCCCACCGCCAAGAUGCGGCAUCUGGAGAACGACAUGGAGAAGGGCAACAAGUGUCCACAUUGCGACAAACGCUUCAACCAGCCAGGAAAUCUGAAGGCUCACCUAAAAAUCCACAUCACAGAUGGGCCUCUCAAGUGCAAGGAAUGUGGCAAACAGUUUACUACCUCAGGAAACCUGAAGAGACACCUGCGAGUCCACAGUGGGGAGAAACCGUACGUCUGUAUGCACUGCAAAAGAGCUUUCAGUGACCCUGGAGCUCUGCAGCGGCAUGAACGCAUCCACACAGGGGAGAAGCCGUGUGUCUGUCUAAUCUGUGGCAAGGCCUUCACCCAGGCCAGCUCACUCAUCGCUCAUGUCCGCCAGCACACUGGAGAGAAGCCAUAUGUGUGCGAUCGCUGUGGCAAAAGGUUUGUGCAGUCCAGUCAGCUGGCCAAUCACAUCCGACAUCACGACAAUGUCCGGCCACACAAGUGUCAAAUGUGCAACAAGGCAUUUGUUAAUGUGGGGGACCUGUCAAAGCACAUUAUCAUUCACACAGGGGAGAAACCUUUCCUGUGUGAUAAAUGUGGCAGAGGGUUCAACCGAGUGGACAAUCUGCGCUCCCACGUCAAGACCGUCCACCACGGCAAGGCCGGCAUGAAGCGGCUGGUGCUAGACGAGGGAGCUGAUGGGUGCGCAGGGGCGUCCACCUCUGACAGCGAGAUAAACAUAGUCACAGUCACCACAGAGGACAUUGUCACCCUGGCAACUGAGGCCCUGGCAGCAAGUGCUGUGGCUCAGCUGACAGUAGUUCCAGUGGCUGCUUCAGUGUCUGCAGAUGAGACGGAGGCUUUAAAAGCUGAAAUUACUAAGGCAGUAGAGAAAGUGCAAGAAGCAGACCCCAAUACCCAGAUCUUGUACGCCUGUGAUUCGUGUGGUGAUAAAUUCCUGGACGCCAGCUCCCUGGCCCAGCACGUACGCAUCCACACAGCUCAGGCCUUGGUCAUGUUCCAGGCAGACUCCGACUUCUACCAAUACACCACAGCCACCACUGCUGAGGGGGAUCCCGCCACAACAUGGCAACCCACAGCCGAACAAGUCAUCCAAGAGGGAGAGCUGAUUUUCCGCACCCAGGGUGGAGAGGAGGAGGCAGAGGGAGGGAUGGUGGGCGAGACACAUCGAGAACAAGAAGGGACAGGAGGGGCGAUCGAUGAGGAGGGGAAGGAAGACGGGUUGAACCCCACGCUGAGCUCCGCACAGAGGGAAAAGAUGAAGCUGCAGCAGAGAGAGGGGGAAAAAAUUGAGGAGAUGGAUUGUGACAGUCAGGCAUAGUGGGGGAGAUUUGUGAGAGUGUGUGAAAUAUUGGUAUAAAUCUAAUUUAUACAGAAGGAAAUAUAAGAAAUGAAAUGGGUUGAAGCCUCAGUUUAAACAUGCCAUGUUAAAAAUAAAUCUAAACUGGAUUUAUAACAUACAACACUUUUUUGUAUUAGAAUUUAUAGUUGGAUUUUUUUUUUGCAGAACUAAUUCCAGGAAACGAGGUGUGAUUCAGUGAUUUGGUAAAUAUUGUUCUUCCAGAGAUUGUUAUCCUUCUUUGUAUAGUUUGUUUAUUUUAAGACUAAAAUGCAGGAUGAUUUAAUGCCCUUUGUAUUUAGAUCACAACUCUGUCUUACCUAUAUUCACCUACAGAAAAAGUUCUGUCUUAUUUUUCCAUUUCACUCAGAAGAUAAAAAUUCAAACUAUUUUAUUGUACUUGGUUGUAAGUAUUUUCAUAAAAAUCACGUCUUGAAAAUGUUAUUUACAUGACCCUGAGGGGUACUAAUUGAGAGGUAAUCAUCAUCUCCACCUUUUUGAUCACCAAUGGGAUCGUGUAUUCAAGUACUGGCAAACAUGUAAAUGAUUUGCAUGUAUAAUAGUUGUAUAUAUUUGUUAUUUGUCCUCUAAAAAAGUCUUAAUACCUCUGAUAAAUGAUAAAAGAAAUGUGUGGUGAUGACAACCUGGUUAACAAUUCCAAUUUUCACAUUUUCACUUUUUUUUCUAGUAUUGCAGUAAACUGUAUUGCAGUAAGAUUGUUCCCUGCCACCAGUGGUUUUAUGUCAUUAUUUUGUCUGUUUAGAUUAACAGCAAGAUACCCCAUUAGAUAUCAGUAAUAUUGCAUAGACUUACUGACAAACAUCAUCUCAUCAAUAAAGAAUUAUCACACAGUU
Messenger RNA from Plectropomus leopardus (leopard coralgrouper), 3875 nucleotides. RefSeq names its product zinc finger and BTB domain containing 17 (gene zbtb17). The record is from RefSeq and is a predicted model, not a curated record. Lineage: Eukaryota; Metazoa; Chordata; Actinopteri; Perciformes; Serranidae. Gene Ontology annotation, biological process: regulation of cytokine production; negative regulation of transcription by RNA polymerase II; regulation of immune system process. Gene Ontology annotation, molecular function: RNA polymerase II cis-regulatory region sequence-specific DNA binding; DNA-binding transcription repressor activity, RNA polymerase II-specific; protein binding. Gene Ontology annotation, cellular component: nucleoplasm.